AUGCGCGCGCCGCGGCGAAGGGGCGGGGCCUCGCGCCCGCCCAGCCGCGUUCCCGGAAGUGCAACGGCUCCCACGGAGGGUGCGGCACGUGGGCCGUCCCCGCGCGCCCAGCCGGGGGUUUGUGGUAUCCCGGGCGCCCUGGAGCCACCGGCCUCGGUGGCCGCGGGGGUGUCGUCCUUGACCAUCGCCGACGCGUUCGCACCGGUUGGCGAGAGCCCCGCCCCGUCCCCGCCGCGCCCCGCGUUCUCCAGAAGGUUCAUCUGCUCCUUCCCGGACUGCAGCGCGAACUACAACAAGGCCUGGAAGCUAGACGCGCACCUGUGCAAGCACACCGGGGAGAGGCCAUUUGUUUGUGACUAUGAGGGCUGUGGCAAGGCCUUCAUCAGAGACUACCACCUGAGUCGCCACGUUCUGAUCCACACUGGAGAAAAGCUGUUCGUUUGUACAGCUAGUGGCUGUGAGCAGAGGUUCAACACAAAAUCCAACUUGAAGAAACACAUUGAACGCAAACACGAAAACCAGCAAAAACAAUAUAUAUGCAGUUUCAAAGGUUGUGAGAAAGCCUUCAAGAAACACCAGCAGCUGAAAAUCCAUCAGUGUCAGCAUACCAAUGAGCCCCUGUUCAGGUGCCUUCAGGAAGGAUGUGGGAAGCACUUUGCCUCGCCCAGCAGGCUAAAACGACAUGAGAAGGUCCACGAAGGCUACGUAUGUCAAAAGGGAUGUUCUUUUGUGGCAAAAACAUGGACAGAACUUCUAAAACAUGUGAGAGAAACCCAUAAAGAGGAAAUAACAUGUGGAGUAUGCCAGAGAAGAUUUAAACGCAAAGAUCAUCUUAAGCAACACAUGAAAACUCAUGGCCCAGAAAGGGAUGUGUAUCGGUGUCCAAGAGAAGGCUGUGUUAGGACUUACACAACUGUGUUCAAUCUCCAAAGCCAUAUUCUCUCUUUCCAUGAGGAGAAACGCCCAUUUGUGUGUGAACAUACUGGUUGUGGCAAGACGUUUGCCAUGAAACAAAGUCUCACCAGGCAUGCUGUGGUACAUGAUCCUGACAAGAAGAAAAUGAAAGUAAAACGAUCUCGUGAAAAACGGAGCUUGGCAUCUCGUCUCAGUGGAUACAUCCCACCUAAAGUGAGACAGGCAAAAGGUUCAUCUUCGUCUCGAGAUGGAGAUUCGCAGAGCUGUGUGGAAGACCAGGUGCCUUCAGCAGUUGCAAUACUUCACCCUCCACUAGGAACUGUUCAGCCUCGCUGAAGGAGGCCAGUGAGAUUAUUUUCAUUCAGAAGCUUUU
Molecule: messenger RNA, 1288 nt
Organism: Perognathus longimembris pacificus (Pacific pocket mouse)
Lineage: Eukaryota; Metazoa; Chordata; Mammalia; Rodentia; Heteromyidae
Gene: Gtf3a
Product: general transcription factor IIIA
Exons: 9
Coding region: 1-1251 (416 amino acids)
Cellular component (GO): nucleus
Source: RefSeq, a predicted model, not a curated record